AUGAGCGACGCCGAACCUAUUAACGGUGGUGAACGCGAUCUAGCGUGCUCGGCUGGCGUCGAAAACACGUCGUUGAACGUGGCAGCGGUCAACAUCGAUACCGCGUCGGCUACCGGCGACGAUGCGGCGCCGGCUGCCGGCGACGAUAAUCGCAGCGAUGCCCCAGCUGCCGCGCCCGCUACUGGCGACGACGAUCCCAACGAUGCAACCCCAGCUGCCGCCUCGUUUACUCGGCACCCCAACGACCCUUUCUACUACGUAGAAACGCUCAAGCGCAUGUGGGCGAAGGAUGCUAUUCGGAAGUUCAUGGACGGGCACCUGGAAGGCUACCGCGUUGCGCGCUCACAAACGUACACACGCGCUCGCGACUAUAUCGACACGGUUACCAACGCAUACUUCGAUUUCGUACCUUGGCGUCACAAGGUCUCCGACCCCAUUCCGGACGACUUCGAUCCUCGAGUUGUCGAGAACUUAUCUGAGGUCGAGGAAGCCCAAAAGGCCGCAAAGAUAGAGGCUAUGAAAUCUUCCAUCAAAAACUGGCUUGACUAUCGAAUUGACAACAACAAGCUCGUAGGCCGCCCAAGCAGCAAAGAGAACGAUGUUUGGGCGCGUGUUCUCCGGCAGCUAGCUGGUAUUUCUCCUUCGAAACCCAAGAAGCUUUCGGCCGGCCAGUUUUGGUCGAAGUCCCACUACACCACUGUUGUCAAGGCAGACUUCGACGCUCGCUGGGAUGUCGAGAAGGGCAAGUUGGGGAGCAAGCACCGCUCCUCCUUCCGCGAGAAGAUUACCGCCGAGCAUUUCGGUAGGCUUUCGGAGGAGGCCCAGCGCUCCUGGGCAACAAAAGCGAAGGAGGCUCACGACAGCGAAGUCGCUCAGUGGAAUGCUUCACUCAAUGCUCCCAUUGAUAGCUCCCCUGAGGCGCGACAGAUCGCCAUUGACAAUGCGCAGGCGUUCCUGACCCCCAUCCUUGAGCACGUCCAUAAUGCCACAGGAUUUCAUGCCAGUGUCUUUCUGGGAGGACCCGAACCUCGGAAGGGUGGCCGCAUUAACGUUAUCACUAUGCACCAGGGAACCAGCCUUGCCUCAGUCCGUCAAAAAUGGCCCGCCGCCAAUCCAACGUCGUACAAGGCCGCGCUCAGACAGUAUUUGGACUUUCUAGAAACGUGCUUCACCACCAAAACGAAAGCGGCGGCGGCGCUUCCACAAACCGACGGGGCGAAGGUUCCAGAAGGUUUGAUCCCUUUGGAGGACGCAGACCAGAACGCCGAUCAGGAUACCUCGGAACCCUCGACACUUCGCACCCCGCUUCCUCCCGCAUCAGCAUCUCCCGUUCCCGUAGGUUCGAAUUCGGAAGCCGCAUCUCCGGCCGCCACCACGCCUCGUGCUCGUUCUGACGUGACCGGUGCUCGAUCUGGUCCCGCUGGCAUUGAUCCCGCGGCGCUGGCGACAGCAACUACCGGAGACGCGGUUCUAUCCAAAGAUAACAAUGCUCAGGUGGCGUCAACAGCGGCUCGCCCUCCUACUAAUUCGUCUGGCCGGCCCAAACCCACACAACGUAAGAAGAAUUCCCCCACGAUGUCGUCGUCCGACGACACCGUCACACCUGCGAUCCAUGAGAAGCGCAAGCGCGGACGGCCUGCCCACGAAUCUGACGAAGACUCAGCCGUCGAGACCGACUCCGAGCACAGUGUCGAUAGCGAUAGGGACACGCCCAUUCCGAGGGUUUACAACACACGUCGCCGUACUAGGCCCGCUCAUGGCGAAGCCACUCAGGUGUCAAAAGCAUCCACCGACUGCGUCUCGAAGGACAACGCCAAUUCAUCGUCAGACAAUCCCACUAACGGCCAAGCGUCCGGGGGCGUCCAAACAAGAAACCCUUUGAACACCACCCAUGCAGCUACACCCGCAGAUACCGUUGUGCGAGAUGAUCGCCUUCAGGCUGCAGACGCCACUGAAAACACCGGUAGUAUAGACGCUCGUGUAGGUGUUGAAGGAGUCGUCAAGACGUGCCCCAGCAACCUCCAUCUGCUCGACAACGCUCCCGAGUGGAUCCAGAAUGCGCUGGGGUACCUCAGCGCGCCCGAUGACCUGAGGGCGGAGGAUCGCCGCAAGGUCAAGGGGGGUCAGCCGGGCGCGAUCGGAGACCGACAGGGCUGGACACUUCCCGACUCGUAUAGGCGACUCCUCGAAGAAUACGUGCGUCUCGAGAGUUCUUCAAACUUCUCCUCACCUCAAGGACCCGCGGGCACGUUGGACUCUAAGGAACGGCCGACCGAAGUACCUUGGUGGAUCGCGCGUAAGCGCAAGCAGGGAGUCCGCCCGACAAUCAAAGACCUCGACAAGUAUUUGGAGCAAUGGUGGAAGUGGUGGAUUCAGCUUCAGCCUGAGUGGCGAGAGCUACCGAUGCCCUCCGGCAUCUCUCCUUCGUCCCUUCCUCGCGAGGAUGGAGACUGGACCGCCCUCGACAAACCCGGCAUCAACGGUUUUUUAUCUUUGAUGGUGUCUUUGAAGUGGGGAGGCAGCGAGACUCACGGAGCGUCGACAGACCCCCAGUGGCUGGCGGCUGUAGAAGACAUUCAGUGGGUGAUGAGCUGCAUCACACGCUCUCGCGCCAGGUAA
This is a messenger RNA of Coniophora puteana RWD-64-598 SS2, 2619 nucleotides long. RefSeq lists its product as uncharacterized. The transcript is spliced from 9 exons. Lineage: Eukaryota; Fungi; Basidiomycota; Agaricomycetes; Boletales; Coniophoraceae. The record is from RefSeq and is a predicted model, not a curated record. The coding region runs from base 1 to 2619 and encodes 872 amino acids.